UAUUUUUUAAUUUUAGAAAUGGGGUCUCACUAUGUUGCCCAGGUGGGUCUCAAGCUCCUGGCCUUAAGCAAUCCUCCCACCUUGGCCUCUUAAGCGCUGGGAUUACAGGCGUGAGCCUCAGUGCCCGGACCCAAAAGAUGCUAAAACCCUUUCACAGAAGCGAUGCUCAUACCCCUAGGUUUGAACCCUGACCACUCCUUGAGGUUAGAGCCCUUUAUACACAAUGUCCCACCCACUAGGUGAGGGGCACUGAGCAGGGGUGUGCCUGGCCACUGGCUCCCCGAAGGCAGUGCCGUGAAGUGGUGCAGCCACCAGAUGUGUGUGGUGGGCACCUCCAGCCCUGCCCGCACUGGCCAGUGGGCUCCAGCACACCCCAGCCCUCCCAGCACCAGGCAGGUGAGAGGCAGUCCCAGGUGAGGGCCCACUCUGAGGAUCCUCUGUACCUCCCUGGAAAGUGUAUGAAUGGAGACAAUGUUCCUCACAUCCCUUUUCCUUUUCCUUUUUUUUUUUUUUGAGACAGAGUCUCCCACUGUCACCCAGGCUGGAAUGCAGUGGUGCGAUCUCGGCUCACUGCAACCUCUGCCUCCGGUUCAAGCGAUUCUUCUGCCUCAGCCUCCCAAGUAGCUGGGAUUACAGGCACCCGCCACCACGCCCAGCUAAUUUUUUUUUUUUUUUUUUUUUGAGGAGUGUCUCUCUGUCGCCAGGCUGGAGUGGAGUGGAGUGGUACGAUCUUGGUUCGCUGCAACCUCUACCUCCCGGUUUCAAGUGAUUCUCUUGCCUCAGCCUCCAGAGUGGCGAGUGGCUGGGACUAGAGGCUUGUGCCACCAUGCCCAGCUAAUUUUUGUAUUUUUAGUAGAGACGGGGUUUCACCAUGUUGGCCAGGAUGGUCUCGAUCUCUUAACCUUCCGAUUUACCUGCUUCGGCCUCCCAAAGUGCUGGGAUAUCUAAUUUUUUGUAUUUUUAGUAGAGACGGGGUUUCACCAUGUUGGCCAGGCUGGUCUCGAAUUCCUGACCUCGUGAUUCGCCCACCUUGGCCUCCCAAAGUGUUGGGAUUACAGGCGUGAGCCACUGCACCUGGCCGUCACACCCCUUUUUCAGACAACAAUCCUCAGAGGUUCUUAGCACCCAGGCAGGGGCUUGAGGGAGUUCAUGAACCCUCCCCCACAAAUGAGGGGCACAUGUUUGUGGGUGCAUGUUCUGUGAGUCCCACGGGGUUUCUCAAGUGGGUCUUUGACCAAAGGAGGUUAAGGACCUCGACCUUCCAUGACCUGUCCCAGGUAGGGGUCAGGAUUUGAGCUUUGGUCAGUGGGACUCCCAGGCUGUCCCCAUGAGUGGAAUCACAGGCUCUGAGGGGGUUUUUCCGGAGGUAAGGCUUUCCUGCAAACUGGAAGGCAGGUCUUGGGGACACUUGAGUCCCUGGACUUAACCCCCGUGCCCACCUCUGGGGUGUUUUGGCCCGGGAGGCCUGACUGGCCACUCACUCACCCACCCAUGGAACAUAACUGGGUCCUGGGCUCUGCCCCACCCUGGGUUCCAGCCCCAGCCCGUCCCGCCUCCAUCCCCCUUCCUGAGUGCCCCCCAAUCUCCACAACAGGCCCCUCAUCCUCUGGCCUCUGAAGAUCUUAGGCAGCUCAGCUCAGCCUCGGUUUCAGCAGCAGGGGUGGCAAGAGCGCACCUGAGCUGAGGUUGAAGUGGGGGGUAGUUUUCUAGGCCGUUGCCAGGGCGAUGCCACCUGAGCUGGGCGCCAGGCACCUGUCGUCUGGGGAACAGUGCGGGCGGGGCCCUUCCCCCGGGAGCUAGCGGGGCCACUGGGCUGAGACGGGGGAUGGAUCAGAUUCCAGAGAGUCCCAGGCGGGCGGGAGUGUGCGAUACUCGGGGAGCUGGGGCAUGUUUGCAUCACGAAACUCGGCUGGGGGAGAGCAGAGGCGGCUGGGGAGGGUCUGCGGAAGGAGGAGGCUCAGGAAGGCAAGCCGACGCCCCCUGUGUGUGUUUCUGUCCUGAGCCUGUUACUUUUUUGACCCCCGAUCCGUCUCUUCUUCCUCAGCUUGUCCUCCAUCUUCCCCUCCUUUACCCUUGGUUCCCACAUGCACAGAUGCUACGGACGCUUUUCCUCCCCUGUCCCCACUCAGCCGCAGCAUCCCCCGCUGGCCCCCAGGCCCCUCAUCCAUCUGCUGCCCACGAACCCCCAGCCCCGCACCCUCCCCGUGGCUCAGGUCUCCCCUAUCCCGGCCUCCCUGCACUUCACUCUGCUCCUCCCCUGCCUGGGCCUUAAAACCCCGCCUGCAGCCAAGAGCCCGCAGAGUCCCCAGGUGGCACUGUCAGAGUCGUUCAGUGGGAACCUGCGCCAGCCAGCAGGAGACGUGGCUGUCCUCAGCCUGGCAGUGCGUCUGGAGGGCCUGUGCGAGCUCAGCCCAGGUGUGACAGCGGGGUGGUAAGAGCAGCAGCACCCUCAGGGCAUCCGAUGGGCGGAGGCCCCUCGAGGUGACACCCACCACUCAGCCGAGCGGGACUACGAGUCUGCUUUGUGCUCCGCGAGGACCAGAAACACCUGCAAGAGGCACGGAGAGGAGGCGCCUUUCAAGAGGCGCCUUUCACGGAACUGAGGACUGGCCUGGCUUGGGGACACCAACAAGCCUUCCCCCUCCUGCUGGACACAGAGACACCCACCCAGCACACCAGACACAUCCUCUGAGUCACCUAGGCCGCCUGGGGCUGAGAAGACCUAACCGAGGGGCCAGAUGGCUUCGACCGGCUUAGAACUGCUGGGCAUGACCCUGGCUGUGCUGGGCUGGCUGGGGACCCUGGUGUCCUGCGCCCUGCCCCUGUGGAAGGUGACCGCUUUCAUCGGCAACAGCAUCGUGGUGGCCCAGGUGGUGUGGGAGGGCCUGUGGAUGUCCUGUGUGGUGCAGAGCACGGGCCAGAUGCAGUGCAAGGUGUACGACUCACUGCUGGCUCUGCCGCAGGACCUGCAGGCCGCACGUGCCCUCUGUGUCAUCGCCCUCCUGCUGGCCCUGCUUGGCCUCCUGGUGGCCAUCACAGGUGCCCAGUGUACCACGUGUGUGGAGGACGAAGGUGCCAAGGCCCGUAUCGUGCUCACCGCGGGGGUCAUCCUCCUCCUCGCCGGCAUCCUGGUGCUCAUCCCUGUGUGCUGGACGGCGCACGCCGUCAUCCAGGACUUCUACAACCCCCUGGUGGCUGAGGCCCUCAAGCGGGAGCUGGGGGCCUCCCUCUACCUGGGCUGGGCGGCGGCUGCACUGCUUAUGCUGGGCGGGGGGCUCCUCUGCUGCACGUGCCCCCCGCCCCAGGUCGAGCGGCCCCGCGGACCUAGGCUGGGCUACUCCAUCCCCUCCCGCUCGGGUGCAUCUGGACUGGACAAGAGGGACUACGUGUGAGGCGGAGGUUUCCCCUGGGAUCCCACUGCUCCCCACUGCUCCACCCUUUCGACCUUGGCCUGAUGACCAGAUGCCCUGCUCCAUCACAACCUCCUUCCCCAGGAAAACCCACUUUCCAAAAGCCCAAGCUACACCUGGCUGCAGGGCUGGGUCAGCUGGCCUGGCUGAGCUCUUCUCAGUGGGGUCCCCUUUGAUGUUCUCCCCCAAGUUGGGCAGCCUAGAGGUGUUGGGAACCCUGGCCUGCCCCCGCCUCCCCAGUAAUUGUUUCCUUCCGUUGCCCUGGCUGGCCUUCCUUCUCUUCUGUGCCCUCCCCUGCCCCAGGAACCCUGGCCUCACCAAAACAGCAGCAGCUCAUUGGCUCCAAAACCAGGGAGCAGAUCAUGCCCUCCCAACCCUGGAGUUGUCAGGGAGGGCCUGCCCAUCACCUCCCUCUCCCCAACAUCCCCACCCUCGAGUUGGAAAUAAAGAGCAUUUGUAACUGG
Messenger RNA from Pan troglodytes (chimpanzee), 3874 nucleotides. It is a transcript of the gene CLDN9, whose product is annotated as claudin 9. The transcript has a single exon. The record is from RefSeq and is a predicted model, not a curated record. Lineage: Eukaryota; Metazoa; Chordata; Mammalia; Primates; Hominidae. Gene Ontology annotation, cellular component: membrane; bicellular tight junction. Gene Ontology annotation, molecular function: structural molecule activity. Bases 2739 to 3392 code for a protein of 217 amino acids.